Molecule: messenger RNA, 1097 nt
Organism: Menidia menidia (Atlantic silverside)
Lineage: Eukaryota; Metazoa; Chordata; Actinopteri; Atheriniformes; Atherinopsidae
Source: the annotation of a GenBank genome assembly
GUCACAGCUGUGUAUACCUGUUUAGUGUAGUUGAUGGUUACAAAUUGAAAUCAGAUGGGAAAAAAGCUGUAGACUGUGUCUAAAUAUAAUAAGUGGAGUUUAUUUUAAUGUUUAUAAUUGCUUGCAGCGGUAUUUUUGUUGUUACUGCAAUGAUCCUGCCACUAAAUACGAGUUUAAUGUAGGGCUUUGAACGUCACAGAAAGGGCAACAAACUAUGGCUACUAAUUAGCUCCGCUAGCUUAUACUCACUUGGUCACGGACAGACGAGGUUCGUGCACAGAAUGGCUUCGUUUGGCUGGAAGAGGAAAAUUGGUGAGAGGGUAUCAAAGUCAGCAGUGCAGCAGUUUGAGGCUGAUGACGACAAAGCUAAGGAUGACAGACCAGGUUCGGAUGAGGAGGUGGACUGGCUGCACGCUAUCAAACGCCGGAAGGAGAUCCUGCUGGAGGACUGUGCUGCAAAGAGCAAGAGGUUAAAGGAUGAGGGGACAGUGCUGGCUGAACAGAGCAGGCACUGGGAGGCGAUUAAGAAGUGGGACGAGGCUCUUGAGCUGACUCCAGACGACCCAUUACUGUAUGAAAUGAAGUCUCAGGUGUUGACUAUUCUGCAUGAAGUGUUCCCAGCUGUAAAGGCAGCAGAGAUGGCCGUGAAGUUCCGCCCGUUGUGGUGGGAGGGCUGGCAGACUCUGGGCCGGGCGCAGCUUAACCUGGGAGAGGUGGACCUGGCAGUGAGAUCCUUCCAGAUCGCCGUCCACCUGAGCCCAGCGGAGCACGCGCUCUGGCAGGAAGACCUGAAAUGGGCGCGGACGCUUCAGAAGCAGCAUUUAGCGACCAAGGAGAAGCUAAGACAGGAGGAGGAGACCAAGAAACAGAUCCUCAACGCCCCCGAGCUGGAGCGGGACUACGACUUUGAGUCAGACGAGGUGCUGGCGGCCUGUGUGGCCGUGGCCGAGCGCCAGACGCACUACGAGGAGCUGAGGAGGACAACUGUGGUCAUAGAUGCCGAAGGUAACAUAAGACACAGAGUGACCGGGGAGGAGGGAGCGGAGGACACAGCCACAUCAUCAGAGGAACAGUUUGUGAAAGCAAGAGGACUUUGA